This is a messenger RNA of Perca fluviatilis (European perch), 1682 nucleotides long. It is a transcript of the gene c6h2orf68, whose product is annotated as chromosome 6 C2orf68 homolog. The record is from RefSeq and is a predicted model, not a curated record. The transcript has 4 exons. Bases 32 to 544 code for a protein of 170 amino acids. Lineage: Eukaryota; Metazoa; Chordata; Actinopteri; Perciformes; Percidae.
UACUGUCACCGCAUUUAAGCUGUUUGUUAAAAUGGACAUGUUAAGAGACGAAGAAGUGCAUGAGCUGAAAUACAAACCUGGGGGCCGCUUGGAUAUGAGCCAUGGCUUCCUGCACCAUAUCCGGAGGAACCAGAUUGCUAGGGAUGACUAUGAUAAAGAGGUGAAGCAAGCAAAAGAGGUGAAGCAAGCUAAAGAGCUUCAGCGGCGGAGGCACACCACAACCCCUAGACGACCCCGUCGACCUGAUAUUCAAGUGUACCAUCCUCGACGCAGACAUGGAUCAGAGCCGGGGGCCAGUGCUGAGGCUGAAGAGUCUAAUGAGAGUGGGUCGAGCACAGAGACGGAGACCCAUGGUACUGAACUCUUCUGGCUUGACUAUCAGGCAGACUCUGGUACCAUUACCUCCUUCCUUGUGCACAAGGAGGAUAAUCCUGAGAAGGUGGUGGAACGUGUCACAGAGAACAAUAUCCUAGAUUCAGCCAUGAGGGCAGCUCUAGAGGCUCGACUUCAAAAGGAAAUUGACAAAAGACGAGACAAACGCUGAGUGAUAUUCUCAAAUAGUAGAUUAUGAUGACAGAGGGGCUACACGCAAAGAGGAGCAAGACUUCAUUUGCAGUUCUACACUCCUAGAAAGCAUCAAUGCUGUUGACAGUGUAAAAGGAGGACUCUGGGAUCAUGAACAGUGACUGUCAGAAGAGAUCCAACUUGAUGAGCCACAAAUAAUCCGUCUUCUGUUUUCUAAGGAGAAGGAACAGCACUUAUCAAAGACAGUAUAGUUGGGAGUUGACUGUCAUGUUUACUACAUUUUACUCCCCGUGGAUUGUUACCUCAUACCCUCAUUCAUAACUUUAAGGACACGUUGUGAGAGAGCACUGUUAACCAUCCUCCUCUGUUGAACAUGUCCUGUGUUUCUUGUGUUUACAAAGAUCUAGUUUUUUAUAAACAAGAUUUUGACUUUUCUUGGAAAAAUGCUGUGAAGGGAACAUCAGUCUAUCAGCGAUUCUAUGUUUAGAAAUGUGAGAAUUUAGUUUGGUUUCUUUUUGAGUUGGAGUUUAGUGGAUGUCCAUGAUGUGUUUGUGUGGAAACUGUGUUUCAUUGUUUUCAGUAUUCUAAUUUAUUUUAGAUUGUUGAAAUACUUUUAUUUUUGAUACUGUAAUAUUUUGAGGACACAACUCAGUAUAUGUAUAAAAUGACACAUAUAUAUAUAAAGGCAUUUAUGACUGUCCAAAUGUGUCAUAAAAUGAUAUGCUGUUAAAACACUCAAAUCGGGGAAUAACUUUGAUCACUUCUAUCCUGAAAUAUACAUAUUGGUGGGAAUAUAGAAUUGAAAAAUACUUACUGAAGAACAGCAAAAUACUGUAUCACUUUAAACUGAGUGAUCGAAGUGUUUCACAUCAUGUCCUCAGCAGGUGGCAGUAUGAAUCAGCUUUUCAGACUGCAUGCCAUCUUCUGUGUCUAAACUCUUUUUUUUUUUUUAUCAUAAGUCAAAGCAGUGGAUAGUAGCACUGUGUUACAAGAAUACAAGACAAAUAGCCAAACUGUAAUUUUCUAUACACAAGAAAUGAACAGCUAUUCUCAAUCCUUCUGAAAUGUCACUUCUGUGGGCAAGGACACUUCAGGUACUACUUGUUGAACUUGCAUCAUUUUUUACUCAAAAGGUAGAAAUAAACUGGAGAGCUAAA